Messenger RNA from Sus scrofa (pig), 1407 nucleotides. It is a transcript of the gene ZBP1, whose product is annotated as Z-DNA binding protein 1. Gene Ontology annotation, molecular function: DNA binding; double-stranded RNA adenosine deaminase activity; RNA binding. Gene Ontology annotation, cellular component: nucleus. NCBI's taxonomy places the organism in Eukaryota, Metazoa, Chordata, Mammalia, Artiodactyla, Suidae. Gene Ontology annotation, biological process: positive regulation of type I interferon-mediated signaling pathway. The record is from RefSeq and is marked provisional.
CACAGCUGCCAGCAGCCCCAGGCUGGGUCACAAAACGACACUCAGCCUCGGCCGGACCCACCUUCUCAAGGCCAUGGAGUCGGAGCAGGCCACUGUCCCCAAGGCUCCCAGGCUCCCAGCGGCUGCUGCCGACGUGGCCGAGACCCCUGCCGACCCAGAGGAUGCAGAGCUUGAGCGGAGGAUCCUGCAGGUGCUGAGGGAUGCCGGCUCCCCCGUGAGGACUGCCCAGCUGGUUAUCAAAUGCCAGGUGCCCAAGAAGAAACUCAACCAAGUCCUCCACCAGAUGAAGAAGGAGUCCAGGGGAGGGCUCACCCUCGUGGGCCCUGCGACGUGGUGCCUGGGCGAUGCUGGGACCGACGGGACCAGAGAAGUGGUGCUGGCAGAGCAGGCAGAGAGACCCCGGCAAGAGGCAGUUGCGAUUCCAAGGACGCCUGGCCCAAGGAUGCCUGGCCCUGAGCUCAGCGAGCGGCAGACGGAGAUCUACGGGCUUCUGAAAGCCCAGGGGCCCCACAAGGCCCUGCACAUCGCCCAGGCCCUGGGGCUGAAGACGGCGAAGGAAGUCAACCGCGACCUGUACGCCAUGAGGAAGCACCUCCUGACCCUGGACCAGAAGUCGAACGCCUGGGGGGUUUACCAGCCAGAAGAUUCUAGAAAUCAGUCCACCCCGGUUAUUUACCAGCAAAAUCCAAUCAACAUGAUCUGUCAGAAGGGACUGAACAACUGCAUUUCCAUUGAGAACUCUGAAAACAUCCAGAUUGGACAUGGCAAUGUCAUCAUGAGACACGAGUCCUCUGGGGAAAGCGGCUCCAUGGCUGCCUUCUACCUCCCUCCGACGGUACCUGCCGACUCCUCAGCCCAGGGUCCCCUGGCUGGAUCCUGGGGGCCCCAGGACAUCUGCAUGGAGAAGUCUGUGCUCAGACGGGUACAGAUGGGCCAUGGCAACGAGAUGAGACUUCACAGCUUCCCGGCUGAGGGCCCUGCCCAUAGCGCUUGUGGCAGCCCCCCAGGCUCUGUCUCAGCUACGAGUCCAGAGGCUUCCAUUGAUAUUCAAAUCCCCGAGCCAGGACCUCACGCAGAAGGGGUCAUGGCCCAGAAGGUCCGAAUUCGCUCGUGCUUCCUGGAGGACACGACCGUGGGCAACAGCAACAGGAUGAGCGUCAGCCCGGGGACGGCUGGUCCCGGGGGAGUCUCGGGGCCUGAGGAGGGCAGGGCGGACCCCGGGGAGCCAGGAGAGGACCCAGACUCUCUCUCUGGAGCUGCUGGACGCAGCAGCCAAGUCCCUCCCGAAGGCGGUCAGGCUGCCCCCAGCGACGCUGAGAUGCUCACCUCCCAGCUGGAAGCUCUGACUCUCAGAAGCAGGGGUCCCAGAACCACAGAAGAUGGCCACUGAGGGGACAGAACAGCCGA